AAACGCAGCGUAUAGGAUUCGUGACGAAAUCGGAGGAAAUCUCUCAGCUUAGCCUUCUUCCGCCGCUUGUCGCCGUCACAGCUACUAGGGGACCGAUCCGUAUUAUUAUAAGCUAAAGUUGGGACGGAGCCAUGGUGUGGUGUAGCCAUUGUUCCUCGCAUGUUAACGGAAUGCGCGAGGGUGGUAGAUUGGCAUGUGAAUUAUGCGGGAGGGUAUUGGAGGAUUUCUAUUUUUCUGAAGAUGUUACAUUCAUUAAGAAUGCGGCUGGACAGAGCCAAGCCUCGGGUAACAUAGUGUCGAGUGUUCAUAGUGGAAAGUCAAGCUCACGUGAAAGGAGAAUUAGAAUAGCUAGAGAUGAGUUUAUGAAUUUGAAAGAUGCAUUGGGAAUUGGUGAUGAGAGAGAUGAUGUGGUUAACAUGGCUGUCCGAUUCUUUACAAUGGCAGCUGAGCAAAACUUCACUAAAGGGCGCAGAACUGAACUAGUACAGUCUUCCUGUCUCUACUUAACUUGCAGGGAAAAGAAAAUUCCGUUACUUCUUAUAGAUUUUUCAAGCUACCUUCGAGUUAGCGUUUACGAGUUAGGUUCUGUGUACUUGCAACUCUGUGAAUUGCUGUACAUUGUGGAAAACAAGAACUAUGAGAAUCUUGUUGAUCCUUCACUUUAUAUUCCUCGAUUCACAAACAGCUUAUUGAAAGGUGCACAGGAUAAAGCAAAAAAUGUCGUGAAAACGGCUACAGCCAUUAUAGCUAGUAUGAAGAGAGAUUGGAUGCAGACCGGCCGGAAGCCAAGUGGAGUAUGUGGAGCAGCAAUUUACAUAGCUGCCCUUUCUCAUGGUGUCAUGUGCGCUAGGACGGAUAUUGGAAAAAUUGUACAUAUGUGUGAAGCAACAAUAACGAAAAGAUUGAUUGAGUUUGCUAAUACCGAGGCUGCAAGUUUAAAUGUUGAUGAGCUCACUGAAAGAGAAAGGGAAUUGCAUAAUAAUACUUUUAAUUCGACACCAAAUUCUGACAACGGAGUGAACUGUAUACAUAAGGAUUGUAAACCUUUUCGUUGUGGAUUAUGUGAGAGCUGUUACAAUGUUUUCGAUAAAGUUUCAGGUGGACUUGAUGGUGGGUCGGAUCCUCCUGCUUUCCAGCGAGCAGAGAAAGAGAGAAUAGAAAAAGCAGCUAGAGAAGAAAACGAGGGGGGAAUUGGUAGCUUAAACCACGAUGAACCACUAAAUGUAAGCAAAAGGGAAAAACAAUGUCCUGAGAAAGGCCAAGGAGAAAAAGAUGGACAUUCUGAAGCGUCGGAUGAAUCAGGCAGCUUUUCUGAUGUUGAUGAUUCUGAGGUGGAUGACAAUCUUCUCAAUGAGGAAGAAACGCGGUUGAAGACGAUUGCCUGGAAUUUACAAAACAGAGAGUAUCUUGAGGAGCAAGCAGCAAAGGAAGCAGCUCUGAAGGAUUUAAACGCGAACAAUGCUAAUUGCCCAGAAUAUGCAAGAAAGCUUGUCGAAGCUUCUAAAGCAGCUGUGACAAAAUCUAGAAAGGAAAAGCAACAAAAGCGGGCUGAGGAAGCAAAGAACGCGCCUCCCCCAGCCACAGCUAUGGAAGCUGUUGGCAGAAUGCUUGAGAAAAAGAGACUUAGUGGGUUAAUCAACUACGACCUUUUGGAGGAGCUCUUUGAUACAUCACCAGUUGAGGAAUCACCCAAGAGAUCGAGAAUCAAGACAGAUAUGGAGGAGAAGAAGAAGGAAGUGAAGAGCAAUGAACAUGAAGACGAUAGCGAUGAAGAGAUGAGCGAAAUAUUUAAAUGAGGUGAACAGAGAACAUCAAUGUUCAAAUUUUUGGCCUAUUUUAAUUAUAAAUCGUAGAAGAGGAGUAGUCUUGUCUACGAUUUCAAAUAUUUUCUUUAUCAUUGUUACUUUUAGCACUAGCACUUAGACUGGUAGA
This is a messenger RNA of Eutrema salsugineum, 1932 nucleotides long. RefSeq names its product transcription factor IIIB 60 kDa subunit. The record is from RefSeq and is a predicted model, not a curated record. NCBI's taxonomy places the organism in Eukaryota, Viridiplantae, Streptophyta, Magnoliopsida, Brassicales, Brassicaceae. Gene Ontology annotation, cellular component: nucleus; transcription preinitiation complex; transcription factor TFIIIB complex. Gene Ontology annotation, biological process: transcription by RNA polymerase III; transcription preinitiation complex assembly; DNA-templated transcription initiation. Gene Ontology annotation, molecular function: TBP-class protein binding; RNA polymerase III general transcription initiation factor activity; RNA polymerase III type 3 promoter sequence-specific DNA binding. Bases 132 to 1796 code for a protein of 554 amino acids. The transcript has 19 exons.